GAAGGGGAGAGCGGUCCAUCCCAUGCGUCCAUGCAGGCUGUUUUUGACCUGCAAGCCUUCCGUCCAGUGGUGAAUCUCAGCAAUCCCACUGUGACUAACAUCUCCUUCACGCUGUAUGCCAUACUCGGGGUGAACGAGAAGACCCAGAUACUUACCACGUUCCUGUGGCUAAGACUGUACUGGAACCAUGAGUUCCUCCUUUGGGAGCCUGACCAGUGUGAUGGAGUCACCAGGAUUUCUCUCCCUGUCAAGAAACUCUGGUCCCCGGAUAUCAUCGUCUAUGAGUUCGUGGAUGACGACGUGUCCCAAGCGUGCCCGUACGUCUACGUCAACCACACGGGCCACAUUCGCUGGGACAGGAUGCUGCGUCUGGUCUCAGCCUGCAACCUGGAGAUCUUCAGUUUCCCUUUUGACGUGCAGAAUUGCACUUUUACCUUCGGCUCCUACAUGCACACCGUACGUGAUGUGAGGGUGGGUCCGGCGCUGACCUUUAAAGAGAUGUCUGGAAACUCAAAGCGGUACCUGGAAACCAGCGGCGAGUGGGAACUGGUGGAGAUACUGGGAGAGACCUCCAUCCUGCGGUUUGGGAUUGACGAAUGGGACAUCAUCACUUUCUGGGUGGUGAUAAAGCGACGCCCCGUGCUCUACGUGGUCAACCUGCUGAUCCCCAGCUCCUUCCUCAUGCUCAUCGACAUCCUGUCCUUCUACCUGCCGCCCCACAGUGUGGACCGGGCCUCCUUCAAGAUGACCCUCAUCCUGGGAUACACCGUCUUCCUGCUCAUCAUGAACGACCUGCUGCCCAGCACCGCCAACGGAACGCCCAUCAUAGGUAUUUAUUUCUCCGUGUGUCUGGCCCUCAUGGUGAUCAGUCUGCUGGAGACGGUCAUCAUCACCAAUGUUCUCCACAACAACUCCAUGAAACACCAAGAAGUUCCACACUGGGUGAGGGUGGUGGUCCUGAAACACAUCGCCAACCUCAUCUGUUACCGCUGGCGCGAGGACGGCCGGCCGCCCUCUGUCACUCAUGACAAGCCUUCGGAAGGUCAAGGUGCACUCACCCAACCCGCCAGGAGGACAUCCGCCCAGAAUCCAACCAGCAAUGAGGGCACGGCUGCGGUGGCCCAGCUCCAACAAAUCUGUCAGCACCUGAGCGAGCUUCGUGCUCACGUCAUCUCCGCGCAGAAGGAGAGCGAGCUACACGAGCGAUGGUGUCACGUGGGGUACGUCCUGGACUUCCUGCUCUUCCGCAUCUACCUGCUGCUCAUCUCCUGCUACGCCGUGGUCAUCAUCUCCAUGUGGUGCGUCUGGAUCAGCCACGUCUAGACUAAUCCUUUCAGCUCACCG
Dunckerocampus dactyliophorus (ringed pipefish) is the source of this 1344-nucleotide messenger RNA. RefSeq names its product 5-hydroxytryptamine receptor 3A-like. The transcript has 8 exons. Lineage: Eukaryota; Metazoa; Chordata; Actinopteri; Syngnathiformes; Syngnathidae. The coding region runs from base 31 to 1323 and encodes 430 amino acids. Gene Ontology annotation, biological process: nervous system process; monoatomic ion transmembrane transport; signal transduction. Gene Ontology annotation, cellular component: neuron projection; synapse; postsynaptic membrane. The record is from RefSeq and is a predicted model, not a curated record. Gene Ontology annotation, molecular function: extracellular ligand-gated monoatomic ion channel activity; transmembrane signaling receptor activity; neurotransmitter receptor activity.